AUGUGCGGGGGGUGCUGCACGUCUUCCUCCUCGUCCUCCUCCUUCUCCUCCUUCUUCUCCUGCCUCCCGUACCGCCCCCCAAGCGGAGAGCCCGCGAUGGUGGAGAACUCCCCGGCCCCCUUGCCAGAACGGGCGAUAUACGGCUUUGCUCUGUUUCUGGGAUCCUGGUUCGGCUUUAUACUGUAUCUUAUCUGGGCAUAUGUUCCUGAGACUUGGCUCUUCUCACUGGGACUAACGUACUGGCCUCAAAAGUACUGGGCAGUUGCUUUGCCAGCAUACUUACUAGUUUCUGUAGGAAUUGGUUAUAUGUUACUUUUUGGUAUUAACAUGAUGAGUACCGCUCCACUUAAUUCCACGCAUACCGUUACAGAUAACUAUGCAAAAAAGCAGCAACAGAAGAAAUUUCAAGAAGAAGCAAUUCCAGCACUGAGAGAUAUUCCCAUCAGUGAAGUAAACAGAAUGUUUUUUCUUCCUGAAAAAGGAAUCUGCAAUAGCAGAUAGUUCUUAUUAAGACUUGUUUGAAUUAGCUGAUUAGUUGAAGCAUUAUGUAAGUAAAAUCAAAACCUUCCCACGGUAAAAGAAACUUCUUUCUGAUUUUAUAACAGAGCUUUUUGUUCUGAGUUUCUAACUAAAUUAUGUAAAAUCAUUUCAUUGAGAUGGUUUGGUUUUAUUAUUAUGCAUGCAGCUUAAUAACUUGCAUUGAUAUGAAAAUUAUGCCACAUUAAUUUAUCUAACUGUUCUUUUGAUUUUAAAAUAGCAUUCUAUUACUUGUAGGUUGCUACUUGUAAUUUCCCUCUGAGUAAAAGAUAAUAUUUGGACCUAGCUUAAUUUUGUUUCUCACUGAGUCUGGGGAGAGCAAAUGUGUUUUAUUUAUCAAAUGCUUAAAGCUUUUUUAUAUAAGUUAAAUUGAAGUGUUUACAUUGUAAAUGUACGGUUUUCAUAUGUAAAUAUUAGUAAAAUGUAGUUAAUUUUUACUUCCUUAAAGUUAGCAACUUUUCUGUGAUUCUAUAUUUGUUCUGCGUCAAGGUAUAUAGUGGUUGAUUUUUCUUUACACAGUUCUUCACUCAACAAACUUUUUUUUUUUUCUCCCCCAAAUUGCUGGACUUAUUAACCAUAUAACCACAGAACGGCUUGGGUUGGAAGGGACCUUGAAUAUCAUCCAGUUCCAACCUCCCUGGCAUAGGCAGGGAUUCCACCCACUAUAUCAGGUUGCCCAGGGACUCAUCCAACCUGGUCUUGAACACCUCCAGGGAUGGGGCAUCCACAACCUCUCUGGGCAACCUGGUCUAGUGCCUCACCACCGUCUGAGUGAAGAAUUUCCUCCCAACCUAUAAUCGGAAUCUCCCCUCUUUUGGUUUAAAACCAUUCCCCCUUGUCCUGUCAUUAUCUAACUGAGCAAAAAGUUGCUCUCCAUCUUUUUCAUAAGUCCCCUGUAAGUAUUGAGGGGCUGCAAUGGGGUCAUCCCAGAGCCUUCUGUUCUCCAGGCUGAACAGCCACAGCUCUCUCAGCCUUUCUUCAAAGGAGAGGUGCUCCAGCCCUCUGAGCAACUUCGUGGUCCUCCUCUGUCCCCACUCAAACAGCCCCACAUCCUUCUUGUGCUGGGGGCCCCAGACCUGGACGCAGCACUCCAAGUGAGGUCUCACAAGGGCAGAGCAGAGGGGGACAAUUCCCUCCUUCCGCCUGCUGGCCACCCCUCUGUUGAUGCAGCCCAGGAUGCAGCUGGCCUUCUGGGCUGCAAGCACACACUGCUGGCUCAUGUUGAGCUUUUCAUCCACCGGAACCCCCAAGUCCUGCUCUGCGGGGCUGCUCUCAGUGAGUUCCUCUCCCAGUCUGUACUCAUGUCUGGGAUUGCCCCAACCCAGGUGCAGUACCUUGCACUUGGACUUGUUGAACCUCAUUAGAUUCACGCUGGUCCACUUCUCCAGCCUGUCCAGGUCCCUUCGGAUGGCAUCCCUUCCUCAAUUAAUUAAAAUACCAAGAUUACCAGAAAUAAAGGAGCUAUGUUGUAAAAAUUUUCUGAAACAACUGUUGAGAUUGCAUUUAUUAAGCUUUCUUUAAAACACUGAAAACUAGGUUGAAGGAACCUCCAGGUCCACCUUGUUGUAGUCUGGAUUAUAACACAAAGCACAGUAAUUUAUGGCAAUAGUUCAAAUAUUUCUUAAAAAGUAAAUGUUCUUUCAUGUAUGCUACAUUUUAAGUGUAUUGUUGUUUGGGCAUAUUUUAUGAGUAUUUGUAUCUAAUCUUCAUGACUGUAAAUUAGUAAAAUGUUUUUUGCUUGAAA
Cygnus atratus (black swan) is the source of this 2281-nucleotide messenger RNA. RefSeq names its product phosphatidylinositol glycan anchor biosynthesis class P (gene PIGP). Bases 1 to 501 code for a protein of 166 amino acids. NCBI's taxonomy places the organism in Eukaryota, Metazoa, Chordata, Aves, Anseriformes, Anatidae. The record is from RefSeq and is a predicted model, not a curated record. The transcript is spliced from 4 exons.